Molecule: messenger RNA, 2258 nt
Organism: Pelagomonas calceolata
Lineage: Eukaryota; Pelagophyceae; Pelagomonadales; Pelagomonadaceae
Source: the annotation of a GenBank genome assembly
GCUUUUAAAGUCACCUGCCAUUUCACACGCGAUAGGCGGGCCGUUGCAUCCCCGACGCAGCGAAGCAACUCUUCGACUACCCUACUCAUCGGUGAAUCGGCUCUUGCAUCGUCGCAGCGGUUGAGCUAAGGACAAACGCGGCAGCGUUUCUCAGCUGCAUCUGCCCGCGCGCGCGACGAUCGCAACCGCGUUAAAGCAUCAGAGCAGUGCAUCAAGGCUGUAAGCAUCGCUUGAGCCGCUAAAAUCCACCGAAACGCUAUAUACACCGAAACCGAAAUGGCGGACGCCGACAGCCCGAGCCGCAGCAAUAGAAUGAAGAGCGCGCCGAGCCACCUCUCCGAUUUUACCUGCAGCGAGACGACGGGAAGCAACGACACGUCGCCGUCGGAGCCCAAACCCAAGCGCGCGCGGCCGGAUACCAGUGGAGACGCGGCCCUCGCGCGGCGCCUGGCGCGGGAGGGCGCGCGGCCGCGGAAGCCCGUGACCUCGUUCGCGACGCUCGUGGACAACGGCCGGAGCUACAUUGGUGAAGACGACGAGGACGACGAUGAUGUAGAGCCGGCGCCGCCACCAGCACCCGUGGAAGAGGCGCACCCGUUGCUGCCCUGGCCCGGGCCGCUGGGCGAUGAUAGAAGAGCGGCUCAGGCUCCGAAGAAACCGGUGAACGCCGGCGCCGCGUCACUAGGAAGGGCAGCUAGAGCCGCGCGCGACGCUCUGUCCAAGGGCGCGGCCGAGUUCCUGCUGGAUGCGACGCGCGUCCAGAGCGCCAAGGACCAAUUUCGGAGUCUGGAGAAGGCAUCACAAGCUUAUCUGGAGGCCGACGAGCCGGAACUGAAACAUUGUAGAAGUGUAGAAAAGGCCCUGGAGCGUUUGCACGAGACCUGGGGCGGCUGCGACCCCGACGACCAGUUGCGGAGUCUCGCUGCACGAAGUGCCGUGAAGCGCGGAGAUGAUCGAGGGUUCCUGGAUAGGUGCAAAGUAAGACGGUGUGCCCACCUGCCCGGACAGUAUGAAGUGAUAGCAACCCAGUUAAUACAGCGGGGCGAGUCCAUGCCCUACCCUGGUACGAUCGUCCUGAACGACCAGCAAGCAUCUUCACUUUUACAGGGAGGACGGCCCUUCGAUAAUCGGCGGUGGCGGACGUACACGUACGCGUUCAAAGAAAGUAGUGUGGAGCUGUGGCCCCACAUCGAUCCUACCAAAGGCCCGCCGACGCCCUUCGUGAACGACGCGAUCGGGCCCGAUAGGGACAACUGGUUCGAGCACCGGCUGAAGCGGAACGUCGAGUACGUCGAGAUAAGGGACGGCCCGCCGUCGUCGUGGCGCAUCCGCAUGAAGGCCACGCGUCGUAUAGUGCCCGGCGAGGUCAUCCUGGCCGAUUACGGCGACGCGUACUGGUCGGCUUGGACCGAGGCGAAUUCGCAUUCUUAUGUUAUUUUCAGGGAGGCCGUGCGGCGGAUUUUUGGGAUCCAUUGCCGGGGCUCUAGAUGUCGGUCAGCUUUAUGGUGCGACGCGGCGUUUCGGUUGGCGCGUCACGGAAAGCUGUCGACGCCCCACUACUUCGAUGGGCGGCGGACGUUCUGGAGGGAAGCUGCCGUCGACUGGCGCUCGUUAAUGGGUUCGAGUGUCGCGCUACCUCUCGGUUUAGGUUAUGAGGCCUCGUCGGGUAUCUGUACUUCGCUGAUCGUGCAUGCGCCUUAUCGAGACGAAGCGCUCGAGAAAGUCCGAAACUCAUUAGUGGGAGGGAAGAAGCUCACGGCGCGGCGACGGCGGGACACGAACGAUAUUGUGUUGGAGGCGGCCUGGCCCGACGACGGCUUACCCUAUAAAGUGGCGGAGACGCGUCCGCGGAAGGACGGGAGGGUCGACGUGGUCUUCGCGGACGGCGCGCCGGCGACGGUCGACCGCGUCGUGCCACGCUUAACACCGGACCAGUGGCGGGCCCUACCGCGGUUGCCGGACGGCGCCUGGUGCCGGCCGCUGGCCUGGGAGCCCAAAUCCCACUGGGGAUUAGUAGUGGGCGCCUCGUUGACGGAUGGCCUCUACACGUACGACGUGCUCAUGGACGGCGAGACGAAGUCGGUAAGGGUGCCCGACGGCGCGCUCGAGCCUAUUUUACUCGUACGGGGCUCGGACGGCGGCACGGAGCGGCCGCCCGAAACUGCGACGUGGCAGCGCGCCUACGCGCCGCACUGGCUCGUGAGCGACGAGUAGUUUUCGUCUUCUUGCUUGGGUAUAUUUAACAGCUAAUUUAUACU